Plasmodium vivax (malaria parasite P. vivax) is the source of this 126-nucleotide messenger RNA. RefSeq lists its product as hypothetical. The transcript is spliced from 2 exons. The record is from RefSeq and is a predicted model, not a curated record. The coding region runs from base 1 to 126 and encodes 41 amino acids. NCBI's taxonomy places the organism in Eukaryota, Apicomplexa, Aconoidasida, Haemosporida, Plasmodiidae.
AUGAGGAAGAAGAAGAAGAACAACAGCAGCAGCAACAACAACAACAACAACAACAACAAUAACAAUAACAACAACAAAUGGGGCAAGAAUAGUAAAUUAUUUGUAAACGUAAACUCCGCGAAGUGA